AUGGUUUUCGUCUGUCUUUGUUCUAAAAACUUACUGGAUGACUGUUCAGCUGUCAAAGCGAAAGAACGGAACGUUUGUUUCUUCAAAACUAGUUUCAAAGCUGUAGUAAAUCUCGUGCAGGCCAGUUCCUCGUACGGCACGCCUUCAGACCUCAGCCCAGUGACACCAUUCUUCUCUGCCAGCUCUGAAUCAGCCGAGGCUUCUAUUUCACGCGCCUCCACGCCCAGUUUCCGCAAGUCAGCAGUGAGACCUAAGGACGUCAUAAAGCGUCUUCAAGCCAAGGUCUCGCGCUACAGGAAGGCCAUCACAAGACUGCGGAAGCAAGAGCAGAAGCCGCCUCAGACAGCUACAGAAGCCCUCGCCAUGAUUCGCCCUCAUGUCACUGAGGAGGUAUUCCAGCUGGUGUCAAGUCAUGUGAAACUGAGGUCGAAGGGCAGGGGAAAAAGAUUUCCGCUGUGGCUAAAAAAGUUUGCCUUGCACCUAAACUUCUGUGGGCCGCAAGCGUACCGAUUUUUGUCCACACAUUUCACUCUGCCAUCUCGGCGCUCCUUGAGAAGGUGGCUAUGUAAUAUCAAAAUGACACCCGGAAUUAUUCCAGGCGUAAUGUCGUCUAUCUCGACCAAGACGCAGUCGUGGAAUGAACGGGACCGAGUCUGUAGCCUCGUCUUUGACGAGAUGGUCCUAAAAAAGAACUUGGCCUAUGAUGUCACUCAGGAUGUCGUUCAAGGAUUUACGGACGAUGGCAUCGAACGCACUUCCACAAUCGCAGACCGAGCCUUGGUUGUCCUACUCUCUGGUAUUUCUAAGAGGUGGGUUCAGCCUGUCGCCUACACUAUUGGUCAUACAUCGACGCCAUCGACCGUACUUCGUAACUUGCUGACAUCCCUGAUCGAACAGCUAAAG
This is a messenger RNA of Ixodes scapularis (black-legged tick), 903 nucleotides long. RefSeq lists its product as uncharacterized. NCBI's taxonomy places the organism in Eukaryota, Metazoa, Arthropoda, Arachnida, Ixodida, Ixodidae. The annotation marks the transcript as partial. The record is from RefSeq and is a predicted model, not a curated record. The transcript is spliced from 3 exons.